This is a messenger RNA of Porites evermanni, 13206 nucleotides long. NCBI's taxonomy places the organism in Eukaryota, Metazoa, Cnidaria, Anthozoa, Scleractinia, Poritidae. The record is from the annotation of a GenBank genome assembly.
AUGAAGCAAUUCUAUUGGCCUUCUGCCGGUGCUGUCUUCCUUCUUCUUUCCUGUUUCGCCACCAAAUCAUCUCUGGUUUCUGCUAAUGAUAAAAAGACGUUAUAUAUCGGUGGUUUAUUUCCAAUUACCGGUUCUUCAACUGCUUGGGAUGGAAAAUCGCUCCUGGAAAUCAGUGAGGAAGCCAUAAACAUGGUCAACAAUCGAUCAGAUAUUUUACCGGGGUAUCAACUUCAACUGUUCUGGAAUGACACAAAGGUAUUUAUAAUUAUCUGCAUUCUACAAACUUAAUCGUGCUUCUAAAGACGCUAUUGUUCACAGGACAAUUUUCUUGCUCCUUAUAACAAAGCAAUUAAAUGAGAGUAAUCUCUUAUUUUUCUUGUAAGUGAACGCCAGAGACACUAGCAGAAAAUAGUAUUUCACUCUUAAAACUAGGCUGAUUUUUUUUAGCAUGUAGCUUAGUUCAGGAGACCUCCAUUGAAAAUCACUUGGUACUGUUUCUUUAUUUUUUGGAAAGCAACUUUCAAACAGUUUAGUCUUACAGAUUCUUACUACGAUUCAUAAGUCGCUUUAACAAACAAAUGUUAGUCCCAUUUCGUGCCAUUUAAAAUUCCUUUGAGUGCUUCGAUUGCUAUUCCUUGACCUCGGUGACACUUAAUUCAGUUCGCCGCAGAUGACUUUAGUGCCUGUGGUUUAAUACUUCCGAAACGUCUCUUUGGUUUUUCGUGUUCUUAAAACUUUAUUUAAUAGUCUUGAUUGCAUACCACGAUUUCAGUAAAUGGUUUAGUGCUGGGCUCGGCGAUGUUUAGCGAUGUCUUUUAACAGAUAAAAGCUUACAUGGAAGCAUGAAAAAUAAGCACGUAUCAUUUGGGAAUUCAGCUUUUUCUGGAAAUGAGUUUAGUUAUUCCUAAGACGCGGACUAACAAAAAAAAGUAAUUAUGAGAAGAAAACCUUGGACAGAUUGACUUAAGAAUCAUCAGAAAACCUCCUACGACUUAUUAAGACCAAACAUUUUUCCUAUAGUUUGUAUUGUUAACAACAAAAGCUGUCAAAAGUUGCUAUUUUUAUUCAUAACAUUGUUUACAGUGGGACGUGGAGAAUAGUAUUUUUUUGCUGCCAGACUAACCAAAGCUGGGAAAAGGCUAUGGUUGAAAAUUACGGUGUACUCAUAUGAAAACAUCCCACGCUCACGCGAAUAGGCUGUAACUUUAUUUUUGGUAAUUCAUAUUCGUAUAAAUAAUAUGAACGUGACUAUACUGUUUGUAUGCGGAACUACGGCAGGCGAUUAGAUCACAUUUAUUUGCCCAUUCUCUAAGCUUUUUGUAUCAAAAUCCACGUUUUAAAAUUAAGUACUAAUAACUGAGCUUCUGGGUCACUGUGCCAUGAAUUAUUUGUUAAUUCCGUCCUGCUAGAAGUUUCGAACUAGAAUAACCGAAAACUGAGGAAACGUCUCUAUCUAUUACAUAGCAAUAUUCAUUAGGAUCGGACCCGCGGCCACAAUACUUUAAUAAUUAUUGUUGGGUUUGUUUCAUGCAUCAGCAUCAUUUCUCCUCAGAAGGAAUAUCUGUCGAAUAAUAGCCGCCCUUCUAUUAAUCGCCGCCCUCGAAUAAUUGCCCUCCUUUGAUGCGGUAGUUAAUUUUCUAACCCAUUAGUGGCUACAUUUUUCAGUACCACUCUAAAGGAACCGCGCUAUGUAAAAACGCAACGUACAGAAUAAAAGUCCGUAAGAGCUUAGUCUUAGGACUUCAUUCAUUAAAAAAGCACUUGAAGUAUUCUACUGUCACAAAGAGAUAUUAUUCAGUAACUUCACAUUGUACCGGUGUUUUUUUACUUGCUAAGAGCUCUUUUUCGUUCGACCUUUGCGAUAUUAGCCAAUCAAGCUGUUUCUAUUUGAUCACCUGCAAGAGCCCAUGACGUCAUGUGCUCCUGACACGUGAUAAUAUACAUCGCUCACUUGUCACUAGUUAUUGCACUGAUAUCAAUAGAGAGAUAAUGAAGCAUCACGUUCAAGGCCCAGAUCACAAGUGAUCAUUUUCCCACCAAUCAAUUUAUUGAAAACCCACCCUUGAAGGGCAAGGCGGCUAAAACACAAUUUUUACAUCUUGAUGUUGUCGUUUAAUCUCCUGGCUGUGUUGCUCUUAGAAGGACACCUGUUAGGCACACAUAUUUUAAGUAUAACCGCUUUCCCCCUUAAUCUUUAGACCCAAUAUCCACCAAACAAAUUCUUCAGACGGAUCCCCACAUGUUUCCCCAAAGGAUCACUGAAGAGAAUUUUAUACAAGUUUAAAGCAUGCAUUUCUCCUUUGGUUUUUCAUUUUAUCAGUGCUCAUAACCUUUUCUUUUCUUGAUCAUGUAUCAUGUGCUGAUAUUGUUAGGAGAACUGAAAUUGUUGUUAGUCACGGGAUUUGGGUCAAAGUAUGUGGUAAAUAAGUACUAUUUCGUUUGCUUCAGUGUGAUCCAGGGCACGCAACCGAUGUGUUGUAUAACUCCCUGUACUUCAGAAAUCCCAUGAUAGCAGUGUUGGGCGCUGCUUGUCAAUCUGUGACUCGUGCGACUGCGCAGAGCGGGAGGAACUGGAAUCUACUCCAGGUAAACAUAAUAUUAGGAGGCAGAUUGUCAUAUACUGUUGAACACUUCAUGGAAAGUGCACAAGCUCGGUCGUAUUUACCUGUUAACGUAUCAUAAUUCAUAAAUCCAAAAAGACCGUUUUGAAUAUAUAGGUCAAUUGCAUGAUAGCAUCAUACUACGGCCAGAAUCCUUCUGGUUAUGUCUUCUUGUGCAAUAAACGCUUUUGUUUUUGAUUACCAAAAUUAAACGUGAAAGGAAAAAUGAAAAGGAUUCUGGUCAUAGUGGUAAGAUGACGUCAUCGUGCAACUGGCCUGUUGAAGUCAGAAUAGCUCAUAUUAAAGGAACAACUCAAACGUACUUGAUAUUUUUCUUCCUUUUGUUAUUUUGCAAGCUCUCUAUAAUUUUUUUUCAGUGACAAUGAAACAUACGAAGUUAUUCUAUUCCAAUUUCCGGACUGUUGUUCGCUUUUCUACGCGAAAAACUCUUCUUUAUGAACUCAACAAAUUUCUUUGUUAAAUGACUGUAAACAAUUAAUGCAACUCCGCUACUAGCGAAGCGAGGGCACUGCAAGCACUUUGAAAAAAGGCGGGAAACUUGGCGCGAAACUCACGAACCGCUGUGGCUUUUGAUUGGACUAUCAUUUGAAUUUCCCGCAUGUGAAAAACAUUGUUCGCCACUCUGAUUGGAUAUCAGUAUCAUUUUUUUACGUGUGAAAAACAUCUUCGCUCCUUUGAUUAGCUAACAAUCAUUCGCGUAUGUAAGAUUUAGGUUCUUCUCGACAAGUUGUGACAAAAAGUAAGACUCUAUUAGAGGAAAGAAAAAAGAGAACUUUUUGUAGGUUGGCUUCAAUUUCCCUCUCAACUCACGGCGAAUAUCUUAGAGAACACUAUGCUAGUUAAAUGCUUUGGAAACGUCCUAUACUAUCCGAAAGCUUCUUCUGAACCGACAUUAUCACGAUCUCAAAUCUCAGUUUCGAAUGUUUUUUUUGUUUCCAUCAGGUUUCUUACUCUCCCAUGGCCUCUGAUCUGUCUAACAAAGACAAGUUUCCAUUGCUGUACAGCACUGUUCCACCUUACUCUGCCGAGAACGCUGCCAGAUUGGCUUUCCUGAGAUACUUUCGCUGGAAAAGAAUCGCCACCAUACGACAAAAUGAAUACGUUUUUAACGAGGUAAAACAUUUUUUGCCCAGUCAAGUGCCUGACGUUUUGCUUGAGCUCUUUACAGGAGAGCCAUCUUUCGCGCGUUCGACCAAGACGCUUAGAAAGAAGUAUAAACUACGUCAUACAUUUUUGUGAAAGUUUUGUUACAUAUAAAAAUUCUCUUUAGCUUACAAGAGACUGCAUGUAUUUUGGCAGGUUAUGCAUAUGUUCCAAGAAAAUCUUUUAAACGAUGGCUUUGAUCUGAUAGCUGCAGAGAUAUUCAGUGAUGAUCCAAAGUCUAGUAUUGAAUCUCUAAAGGUAAGUCUGAACAAAGACCAGUGCAAAUUUUAAAAGCUUCGUUCCAAAUUUUACUGUAAUCCGUGAAAUUUUUUCUUGUGGAAUCCGAAAUCCGGGAAAGUUUUGCUUGAGGAAUCCGGAGUCCUAGGUUGGAGAACCCAUAAGUUAGCUCAAGGAAACCAGAAUUCCGCUAACGAUUGGAAUCCAAGUUCCACUGGUAAGGAAUCCUGAAUCCAAGACUGUCUUGGAUUCACUUACAUGGGGCGGGAUAAGCGAAUCUUGAGUCAUUAUUAUCUCAAUGUUUGAAGCAUUUGUGAUCAUAAAGCUAUCAAAAAUAACCUUUUUCUCUUGAGCAGACAAGUGAUGCCCGCAUCAUCGUAGGAAUGUUUGAUGAGGAAAAUGCGAGAAAAGUCCUCUGUGAGGUAAAUAAUUUUUGUUCUUUUGUAUUUGAGUAUCCCAGCUGUGAAUUACUUCGUUCUAACCUGUUACUAUGACUCAGUAAAGGUGACAGAUUUUUCAUAAUGAUUUUAAAACUGACAUUUAGAACUUAGCUUGUUCCAGGCUUUCAGAUUAUAGGGGUGACGCGUAAAUGAAACGCACGCGAAUAUAUGAGAGUGACCCUACUAUCUCGGAGUCUGGAACAGGCUAUAUAGAACUCAAAGUUAAUGGAUUAUUUGAAGCCAUAUUUUCCUGAGAGAAAAGUUGCUUUCUCAGGUCCUUUCAAAUUUUAUUCAGAAAAUAUCUUAUAAUAUAUACAUCUCUUUUUAAGUGUAAUCGCCCCCAAUGAGUUGGCAUGAAAUUAAACCAUUUUCACAUACUCAUUACUUAAACGUUUAAACUGAGUCUCCUGUUCAAUCAUUGAACGGUGUGCAGUUUACCUUGUAAACUGAAUUGAUAAAAUGGCAACUCAACGAUUUAGUUAUUUUGUGAUCAUAGGCGUUCAAACAAGACAUAUAUGGAAAGAACUACGUGUGGCUUUUACUAGACUGGUACGACAAUAAACGGUGGUGGCAGGUCAAAGAUAAUGAUGUCAGGUGCACGGUGGAGCAAAUGACAAAAGCAGUUGAGGGAUACUUCUCUAUUGAGAGCGCCAGAAUUGUGUCAAAUAAGGAAGCAACCGUAGCAAAAAUUGUAAGUCAACAUGUCAAUUUAUGAACGUCUAUUGCACAAGUAGAGUCAAGUUUAAAAAAAUAUAGAUAGGUAACUAAACAGAUAUGUAGACAGACAGACAGACAGACAGACAGACAGACAGACAGACAAACAAACAGAUAGGAAGGUAGACAGACAAACAGAUAGACAGACGGGCAGAUAGACAGCUGAGGACAUGAACCUGGCCACAUUGGUGGGAGGCGACUGCUCUCACCAUUGCGCCACCCGAUAAGGCAUGCUCCCUAAACUUAAGUAAAAAUCAGCAUGUUAGGCAGAAAAAAAGCGCCCCGACGCAAAAAGAUUAUCACUAUUAGUGGCAUAUCUUAAUGGUGUUGCCAGAUGUCAAAUUUCUGCUUUAUAUUUUGUCUAGACCUCUGAACAGUUUCUUCAGACCUAUGGAGCGGCAAAUAAAAACGGGACGGACCUUUACGUACCGUUUGCAUUCGACUCCGUGUGGUUAAUUGCUUUGACGCUGAACAAUUCAUUGCACGAAAUCUACACUAAACUGAACAGAUCUUUAGAGAACUUUAACUACAAAGAUAGUGCGAUGGCGGAAAUCCUUAAAAAUACGCUAAGGAAAUUGGAGUUCCGUGGAGUAACGGUAGGUGUGUACAUUUCUAUAGAUUGAACUAAAAUACUGAUACCAAUACCAUGGUGGACAUUUUAGCAUAAAUGACCAAUCAAUCGAAUAGACUGAUACUUCAUAGACUAAACAGGACCUGAGGUUAUCAAAUCUCCAGGUGAGGCUGAAAGGGACGGCGAAGGGACGGCUGACAUUUUACACUAUUGCAAACGGCCGAAUAUGAACGUUCACGUCACAAAUUCAAUACUAUUAUCUUCAAUGAAAAUAAAAUCACUGUUUCCUCUUUUUAGGGAAAUGUCAAAUUUACGAAUACAGGUGAAAGAACACGUCCUACUUGCAUCAAACAACUACAGGGUAAGUUUGUAAGACACUAUAAAGACAAUCACUUUCAUAAUGGACUAGAGGAAUUAUACCCUGUAUGAACUACGGGGUUUUUUACUGCUUUGGCGAUGUAGUUACUAGGUAAAGGCGAUAUAGGCAUUUGUCCCAGUUCCGGCCAGCUAACGGGGGGUUUUAAUUUUUUACAAGUUUUUUACUAUGGCUCAAUAGGAAGACGAUGGUUUAUGAUUUCUGGUGAUUUUGAUUCUUAUUUUUUUGUGGCAGAGAGAAACAAAUAUUAUACGGAAAUCUCGGAGUACAUAAUACCUCCACCAGGGCUUUCACUGUUUUUCAUGUUCGCUUUGUUGAUCUUGGGUUCGUUCUUUCCAGGCGGCGUUUCCACAGUAGUAGCCAUGUUUUAUCCCAAGACAAACAAGACUGUCUUUUCUGGUACUAAAGUAGUGUGGCAAGGUAUUUUAUGUUUAAUUUUUAUUGCUGUAUAUAAUAAAAUUUUAUCCACUUUCGUUAUCUGUGUCAGGUUAACAUAAUUAUUAUAAACAUUAUAUUUGUUCAGUUCUUAUCCUCAUCUGACCUUCACCUAGUCAAGGCCAAAAUAAUUAACCAUAUGCGAAUUCCAAAUUCAAAUCUUCCUUUUUCUCAGUAUAGACAGCAAUUUGAUUUCAUGCAGAAACUAUAAAUCAGCCUCGCUUUUCCUAGACAACAGUAAUUUGAAGAAUUUGGCGAGUUCGUUCAGUUCUUAUAUUCAAUUUGCUUUUUGUUUUGUUUUGCGAAGGUAACGACCCUCCUUUAGAUGGUAAAGUCACCAUACAUGAGGUGCAGUACAUUUCAACUCCUCUGUUUUGUGUGAUUAUCACUUUUACCAGUGCAGGCAUCUUGCUUGGAUUAUCUUUUCUGUGGUUCAACAUCGAAAAGCGAAAUUACAGGUGUGUAUGCUGGCAUUGUUGUUUUUCUGUUUUUGCUAGCCCUUACCCAAAGUUAAGUUUCUUGACAAGAUGUAUUUGAGUGAAAAUCAGUUUCUUCGUAAAGUGUUUUUGGAUUUUAAAGGGCCGUUAAGUAUACUGGUGUGUCAAAAGCCUGCGUAGCCUGCGAGAGGCACGAGCAAAGUGUUGGCAAAGGAGCUGUGAAGCCGUGCAGAUCACUUCUGAUGUCGCGGCGAAACGGCGAGAACUGCAGCCUCGCCGCCAAAAAUCUCACCGGCGCAGAAACAGUUCCCCAUGGUUACAUAAGCAAAUAUCGACCUUUUUUUUUUGAAAUAUAAAGAACUGCAGCCUCUUCUUCUUUUUUGAUUACAUAUCUUAAUGGGACAAUUCCACCGUUCAUUUUACAUUUCAUGGUAUUAUUUAACUGUUUUGUGUUUGUUUUUUCAGCUAUAUUAAGUCAUCAAGUCCAAACGUAAACAAUCUGGUAGUCCUGGGUUGUUUGUUUAUCUAUGUAUCUGUGUACAUGAUCGCCAUAGACGGGAUGAGAGCUGAUACAGAUGACCUUCUGGGAUUAUGCAUUGUAAGGUUACCUCUUUGUUUCUGUUACUGAACAUACAGUUGAUAGCCCCACUUGCUUUGAAGGUCCCUGUCGGUUGUUAAAUCCCGUUAUCCCGACCCAAAUUUUCGCUCAAUCCCGUAAUCCCGAUGAAAAUUUCUGCUCAAUACCGUAAUCCCGCCGGUUAUUUUCGGCAUCCCGCAUCCCGCGCAUACUUUCAAUCCCGAAUCUCGUCCGCGUUUUGCUUUAAAAUUCCAAAUCCCAACCCCCAAACGACGCAAAUCCCGGAUACCGAAAACCUACUGGAAACCCUCUGCUUUCCUUAUGCAGGCUAAGUCACGCCUGUCCUUUGGGGUAGAGGGGGGGGAGUGUGCAUUAGUCUCUGGCAAUGCAGUUGCUCCGCACAGUGUCACUACUGGUAGCCUGCAUUCUAGUCUGCGUAGCUGGUGGCUCCGGGGCCGGGGAGAGGCAAUGAGACUACCGGUUUUGAAUUGUUUCGCAGCCUCGGCGCUCGUUUACGCGUGCGCUCGCCAACAAAAUUGCCAGUUACGCUUCAUGAAAGGUUCACUUUAAAAUUUAACAAGCAUUACAGCCAAAAAGAGUGGUAUUAACACUUGUUGUAAGCGGAAAACGCUUUAUGUAUAAAUGAAUACUUUGCUUGUUAAAAAAGGAUUAAAAAUCUUAACAAUGUUCCAACAAAGUGUGUUGUUUUGUUUUAAGGUUCGAGGCUAUCUCCUGUCCAUUGGAUACAGUCUGGCUGUUGGUGGGAUGUUUUCAAAAACAUGGAGAGUGUACCAGAUCUUCAGCAACAUUAAACCCAGACGAAAGGUACAUGCUAUAAUGUUCUCCUAAUUUAAGUCCCCCAAUCUCUAAUCUUCAGCGAGGAAGUCGCCCUUUAUAAAAAAGGUUAUAAGUGUACUCUUCUAGAGCUUCAUUGUUCCUCACAGGGUAUAUUGAUAUAUAAACAGUUCGAAUCGCCAUUCAAUGGAAUACCGUCAACUUUUGCUCAUAAGCUCCUUCCCCCCCCCCAGUUAUAAGACCAUCGACCUGUCAAACAACAAAGAAAAUACAUUCGACUAUAAGUUCCCCCGGAUAAAGCCCCUCUGCAAAUAUAUGGAAAUGAAUUCGAUUUAUUAAGACGUUUUGAAGUUGAUUUAAAAACCAGUAAAUGUAAAACAUACUUUGGACAACACCGCUAAAGCUUGUUUUGAAGCGCUUUUUCUUUUCCUGUUAUAUAAGCUUCUCCGUUUAUUAGCCCUCUUAAAACCUCAUAUAAAUAUAUAUAGAUAAGGGGUAAUUUAUGGUAGAGAAUUAUGGCAGACUGAGAAAUGAUAAUUGAAGCACUCUGGUUUAAGAAGUAGGAGAAAAGUAAUAAUCAAAUUACUCUUUCUACGUUACAGAUGCUAAGUAAAACGAAAGUGUGCAGUGGCCAAAUUCAAUUCGUCAGUCACUUAUUAUUGAUUUCCCCAAACUGUUAUCAUAACUGUGUGCGGCAAAUGCAAACUACAAACUUGCAGACUGGCAGAUAAACGAGGUAAAAAUUCGGCUAAAAUAAUCUAAAAGCUAUCCCUACCCCUAAAAUUCAAAUCGUUUCAGUCUGAGUAGUUUUCAGAGCAUUGCACAAUGCUGUUUACCUUGUUUAUUUACUAGUCUGCAACUCUUCUCAUAUCUUUUUCUAUCUCAACCUCCGGUUCCUUAGAUCUUCUCAAAUUGGGAGCUAACAGGCUUGAUGUUGAUCCUGGUGCUACUUGAUAUAUUGGUGAUGUCGCUGUGGGUUGGUGUGGACACUCCUGAGAUUAUUACAAUUAAUCUAGAGUCACAGGUUAGCAUCGCAUGCAAUCUUUCUAUAUUUUAGCCUGUUCCUACGUCAGCCCCCUCGCUGUUUUUGCUGCUCACAUCUUUGCGCCAACUUCACAAUCUGGACAUCUGGAACAGGUAAUCUGCAUUUAUUCAAUUUCGCCAAACUUGGCCAGUAUUGGCGUAAUCUAGCACCCCCACCCCUGCCACCUAAAUAGCGGCUAAAUCUAUCUCUAUAAUGCCCUUCGUUUUUCGUUUCAGUGAAUAUGGAUAUCACUCUUUUGGUUUGUCUUUCUGUAGGUGAGAGAAGACGCUAAUCAAAGGAUUAUUCCACAGCAUCAGUAUUGCACUUCCAAAUAUUUAACCACGUGGUUAUACAUUCUACUUGGAUACAAACUACUCCUGUUACUGGUUUGCUGUUUCAUCGCGUGGGUCACACGCAGGGCCAAAGUCCACUCGCUCAAUGACUCGCGUUUCGUGUCUAUGAGCGUGUGUACUACAGCACUCUGUGUCAUAGUCGGAAUACCGCUGUCCUUCUUGAUUAAUGAUCACGUAAACGCUCUUGUUGCUUGUAUAUCAUUCAUCCUGCUGCUUGCCUCGACGGUUACGUUAUGUCUUCUCUUUAUACCCAAGGUCAGUGCGAGCUCAGACCUUCCUCAUAAUCGCUCAUCUUAUAUUUACAAUAGCCUUUUAUAAGCCCCCCGCCCCCUAGUUGUAGGCCUAUCUACCUGUAAACAAAAACCUCACCGGGUUAUAGGCCCCACUCUAGUUUGUAUUUUAAUGAACUCAAUUUAUUAUGACAUUUGGAAACUUAAUUAAAAUCCUUACAUGCAAAACGAACUUUGAUCAGCCUUGCUAUAGCUUCUUUAUACCCCCCCCCUUCUGAUCGGAUAUAGGCCUCUACGUUUAUAAGCCCACCUUCAACCCCUUACGAAGUGAGCUUAGAUCUUUGGCAUUUACAGCUGUAUUUUAGAAAUGCAGGCCAAUUUUCCUUCGCCCUUUAUAGUAGAGGGGGUUAGAAUCCUCUUCAAAGACGGAGGGACCUCUCUAUUUCGAGAGGAUUCGGAAAGAGGUCUGAGUGUGUUUGGCGGAAGGAGGAGCCCCUAUGUAGUUCCCAAUAUCUCACUCAUUUUCCCGCAAAUCCUACUCACAUUGGCAGGAGCGUACGACAGCGGCAGACGAAUGUAAUAAGAACCCAGUCCCAGUUGCUCGAAUCCCAUUUUUCGGGUGCAAAAACAAUCAAUUACCAUUUUUUCUCCCUUAGGACCCUCAAGAAAGGUUGAAGAUGGAUAUUUCACAGAAAUGUUCACUUUGACUUGAUUAUUCGACCUCAGACUCCGGUAGAGGAACUGGAAACGUAAUUCCCAUGUAACAAUUGACGUUUUUGCUUUGUAUCACAGAUAAUCAAGCUCAAAAAGAACGUUGAAGAGGAUUUACAUCGCCUGCAGUCCCUGUCUUCCACUGGGAGCACCCCAUCCAAGACUAGGGGUACAAGUAGCAGCUCUUCUGGAUCCCAGCGCGCGGAAGACCCAAAUGUGGUCAUGAGACUUCAAAAAGAAAUUACGACGCUUAAGCAAGAAAUACGAACGAUAAAAGAUAAAUAUAAUGAAAAAGAGACUUCGAAAUUGUCAGUUAAGGUCGCUAAUCCGAUUGAAAAUGGCAGAACAGGGAGAACAAUCUCGCCUUCUCCACGACCAUCUCCGAGACCGCAACUUGGAAAGCGUUCUGUCACCUGCAACACUGCCAAAGAAUUGGGUGUAAAAAUACGGCGGAGGAAAAGGUCAAGUUCUUUCUCUGGGCCAUACUGGCAUGGACAAUCGCUGGACCUUGGUUCCUUGUAUUCAGAUCUCGCAGAUCCUGUUUUAGUCUUGAAAGCGGAAAAUAAGGAACUCCACAGAAAACUACAGGAAGCUAGGAUUUCCGAGAGUGGCAAACUGGCCAAAGUGUUGUACGAGAAUGCGCAACUAAAUAGGCAAAUCGUUGAGCUGAAUAUUAAGAACGCUCCAAGCGAUGAGGCUGAGAAAGUGUCUCGGCUGGUUAAGGAGAACGCGGAGUUGAAAAAACAGCUGGGGGAAGUGAGCAUUUUGAAUUCGGUUUGGUGCGAUACAACACCUUCCUUAAAAAGGAAGGAACGAGAAGACAGAAAGAUUUCCAGAGAACUUAGAGAGGUAGGGGUCAGAGAAAGCUUUAAUUUUAUUCCUUUUCAGUUAUCCUGUGCGCUAACUCCUUUCUUUUCCCUGUUACUUUACGGCGCAAAGAGUUAAAGGGAGAGGCGCUGCGAAAAGGCUACACACUUCUUAGCCUUGAUCACCUUUCAAGAUUUUUUGUCCCUGAUAGUGCUCCUGUCAUGAUUUCUUUCAUUCGCAGCCCAUCCAUCUUGGUUCGGAUCGCCAAAGUUUGUUGUCAUUGAACCCUUCUUUCCGUCCCUAGCCGGCGAGCAAGCUUUGUCAAAAAUCUCUAAGGGCGACUCAGAGGACAAACGAACGGCAAAGAAAGGGAUUUUGCUAGCAGGCGAUCCGCGGUAAUCCGCUCCCUUGGGGACGGGAUUGGCCAAGGAGAAUGAAUAAGCUCUUUAAAUAUUGCCCAACCGUUUGUAAACCCUUUCCGCCAAACUUAUACCCCAGGGAGUGUAUAAGCGAUUUAGUUAUUGAAAUAAAAUUUGCUCCAUACAUCUGCAUUAUUCUCCUCCCACAGCUCCAGCAUUUGCUAAGUGUUGACCUCGGUGGGCGCAGGCCUGGUUCCCUCAAACAGUCCCCUCUCUGUCGCCCUCCUCCCAUUGGUCGAUCACAAUCUUCUACUGAUUUAAAGUGUUAUCGGAACAGUUUGAGUUCACUUGAUAAAAAAGCAACCAUUAGUCCACUAGCAAAGGACGACACGAAGAGAUUCAGUUUUGAGGAUGCUGGCAGGAAACAGAAGUUGUGCUCCAAAGACUCAAGAACUGACAUACAGGUAACUGUUACUGACACUGAGAAGAGUGCAACGCAGUCACAGACAGUGCAUGCGCAGUCCAAGGUGAGACAGGAAUUAGACGGCGCAAGCCCAAACACGGUUCGUAGAGAUAACAUCGAUGGCUGCGAGUCGGAAAAGGAAAAUUUCGAUAUCAAAGGAACUACUAACGUGGGGUUUAGCGACGAAGAGGACAGUGUUCCAGAUGCUGUGGUUGAUGUUAAAGACUUUCACUUAUCACGCAAAGGCAUUCCAAAUGAAUGUAGUGGGGAGAAUUCUAAAGAACGGAUUCCAGUGCAUUUAAUUGAGGAGCCAGUUAAGGGCUAUAUGAAACGCGGGGUGGUUGAAGGGUGUAAUUACUGGAGCGCAGUCACCGUUGAUGAGCUUUUAAAGGAAACGAGUACCUCCAAGGAACCGAAGAACAGUACUAAAAAUCAGGAUACCUCGGAGGAGUUGGGUGGCACCCUCAGUCAUCACAUGAUGGCCCCAUCAGGAACUAAACACGAUGCCACACCAGGGCCCCAGAGAGGACCGUUAUUUCUGUCAAACCCGGAUGAAACCGUUUCACCUCCAGAUUCAGGUCUUCACAAAAACGAACACAUUCCAAGUUCGCUUGUGUUUGCUAAUUUAGAUGCUGCAAUUGAUAAAAACGGCAAUCUAAAAAGCAGUGGCCAGGGCAAGGACGUUUUUGAGAACAUUAAUAAACCAGUACCCAUUUCAAGUAAAGAAGGAGGGAAGGACAAGUCAAUUGAAGGGACACUUUAUUCAAGCGGACAUGACGCAGAUGAUAGUGAAAAAGAACGUUCGCUUUCCGGCGGAAGUCCUAAGGAUGUCCCCGCUUACAAAAGGAAGCAAAACAGAAGAACAAAAGAGAAAUCAAAACCUGGCAAAAUAGAAAAGACAUACUUCGUUUAA